GUGUGUGCGCAGGUGAGAUUCACACAUUUUACUUCGAGUCUUUCCUCUCGGGUUCAGGCUGAAUUCAGACAAACAGCUGUCUGUCACCAGAGGACACACAGACAGGUUUGAUUCAGACUCACCUGCACAGGUGUCUGCGCUUUUUAAGGAAAAACAAAAAAAUGACACGACAACAAAACAUCAACCAAAAGGUUUUACUGGCUCUGCUGGUGCUGGUGCCUCUCCUGGUUGUUAUCAUCACCUUCAUUCUGCCGGAUGACAGCAUCACAUUCAUAGCUGAAUGGCGCCGUGAUCUUUCUGAAGGCUUUGGCAGAUCCAGACAGAUCUCCUCUUCCAAACCAUCAGGCGGCUCGUGUUCCUCACAGAAACGCUGCCCAGGCGAUCACAUCAGUUUCUUCAUCCACAGUGGAGCCGCCAACGUCAUGGCUCCAAAGAUCUGCAUCCAGAACAAGAUGGUCCUUGGAUCAGUGAUAAACAACGCUGGAUAUGGAAUAAACAUUGUUGUACUAAAUGGUAAAACAGGGGAAGUCAUAAAGAUCGGUCACUUCGACAUGUACUUCGGGGAGGUGAAACCUCUCCUGGAACUCCUGAAGAGCAUCGAGAACGGUUCUAUUGUCCUGAUGGCGUCUUAUGACGACCCCUCGACAAAGUUAAAUGAAGAUGUGAGGAAGCUGAUUGCUGAGCUGGGAAGCUCUGAGAUCAAGUCCCUGGGCUUCAGAGAUAACUGGGUGUUUGUCGGGGGGAAAGGAGCAGCAGUGAAGAGCAACUUUGAGAAGAUCAUGAAGAACGACAACGCCAAGAAUAAAUACGACAACUGGCCCGAGCUCAUCGAACUGCAAGGAUGCAUCCCGAAGUACCUGGAGUGACCCGGAGUGACCCGGAGUGACCCGGAGUGACCUGGGGUGACCCGGAGUGACCCAGAGUGACCUGGGGUGACCUGGGGUGACCCGGGGUGACCCGGAGUGACCUACUGCGUCCUGAAACCAGGAACCACACCAGGAACACUCAGCAGGGGAAACACACCUGGGAACAGGUGAUAUGAUGAGACUUUGUUGAAAGUAGAAUGUGGACGAAGCAUGAAAACCUGUUAGAGAACUACAGUCUGCUGUGUAAAUUACUGGAUGAUAUAAUGGAAGUGUUACUGAGCCGGCUGAAUGCAGACACAGGUAAAUGUUUCCUCUCCUUGUCCAGGUGUUACAGUUCUAUUGGUCAAUGACACUCCGGAGAACGUGCACGUUACGUCUGAAAGAAUGUCAAGGUUAGAUGGAAAUGUUAGAUUAGUUGGGUGGAGCUGUUCUUUGGAAAAUAAACCGGAAUCAUGUUGACUGUUCUCUUCUGUCCGAGUCUGGAUACAUGUACUGUAAUUCUAUGACGUAUGUAUGACUAAAUGUUUUUAAUUGCUGUAGUAAAGUAAUAAAGGGAUUUUUAAAUGCUUCUGCACAGUUUACAAGUUUGUCAGCAGGUUAUUUUAGCAUGUAUCAGUGACACCUGUCUGACCAGGUGGACAGGUGAAGCUGCUGCUGUUGAAUUAUAAAGACAAUGAUGGAGAAUUAUCAGUUAUUUUUUACUAGAUAUCCAAAAUGCACACGUGUAAAUCAAAUGAAAAACAGAUUUUUCUCAACAAUUAUCAAUGAACUGAACCACUUCAUAAUAAAAACAUUAGCAAUAAUCAAUGCGUAAUCGAUAUUUAGACAAAAUUCAUCAGGAAUAGAGGAUUUUGAGAUGGUCAUUUUUAAAAAAUGU
This is a messenger RNA of Seriola dumerili (greater amberjack), 1743 nucleotides long. RefSeq names its product protein FAM3C-like. The transcript is spliced from 10 exons. Bases 162 to 866 code for a protein of 234 amino acids. Lineage: Eukaryota; Metazoa; Chordata; Actinopteri; Carangiformes; Carangidae. The record is from RefSeq and is a predicted model, not a curated record.